Molecule: messenger RNA, 961 nt
Organism: Neurospora tetraspora
Lineage: Eukaryota; Fungi; Ascomycota; Sordariomycetes; Sordariales; Sordariaceae
Product: Tim17/Tim22/Tim23/Pmp24 family-domain-containing protein
Exons: 4
Coding region: 234-701 (155 amino acids)
Biological process (GO): protein import into mitochondrial matrix
Cellular component (GO): mitochondrial inner membrane; TIM23 mitochondrial import inner membrane translocase complex
Molecular function (GO): transmembrane protein transporter activity
Source: RefSeq, a predicted model, not a curated record
UCCGAACUCCGCGCCCGUAUCUUUACCACAAAUCCAUCCAUCCCCGCCGACUCCCACCCAGCAACACCACCAGUCCUCCACCACCACCACCACCGCCCGUCGCCUUGCUCCCCGACGACCUCCCUCCCUCAUUGUCGCACUCCGAACUAGAACUCGACUGCGACAUAUUCACUCCUCUCCGAAAGACCACCCGAUCCCCGCUGAAUUCGCGAUCCCCAUAACCACCCGCCAAGAUGGAUCACACUCGCGACCCUUGCCCGUGGGUUAUCCUCAACGAUUUCGGUGGUGCCUUCGCCAUGGGUGCUAUCGGUGGUACGAUCUGGCACGGUAUCAAGGGCUUCCGUAACAGCCCUUACGGCGAGAGGAGAAUCGGCGCCAUCACUGCUAUCAAGAUGCGCGCCCCUGCGCUCGGCGGUAACUUCGGUGUUUGGGGUGGUCUUUUCAGCACAUUCGACUGCGGUAUCAAGGGACUAAGGAACCACAAGGAGGACCCGUGGAACUCCAUCAUCGCCGGUUUCUUCACUGGUGGCGCGUUGGCGAUUCGUGGUGGUUACAAGGCGGCCCGUAACGGUGCUAUCGGCUGCGCUGUUCUCCUGGCUGUUAUUGAGGGUGUCGGUAUUGGUUUCCAGAAGAUGCUUGCUGGCGCCACAAAGCUAGAGGCUCCUGCGCCACCCCCGUCCAACGAACAAGUCCUUGCUUAAAUACAAUACAGCGGUCAUUUAAAAAGUUUCGAUUUAGGAUGCACAAAGAUUGUCGACUAUAUCUCUCUCAACUCCUUUCUCCCACCUGGCCCGUCUCGGUUGGGCUAGGCUGUGUAUUUGUCUACGCAUUUCAUGACAGUCAGCAUUUUGGGUGGCGGCGUUCCAUGUAACAUAGAAACGGGUUUGUUGGUUACGCUUGCCAUAUAAGGGGGUCAGCGUGGAUGCUUUGCCUCAGCGCGGAAGAACAGUCAUCCGAAUAA